This is a messenger RNA of Nannospalax galili (Upper Galilee mountains blind mole rat), 1306 nucleotides long. RefSeq names its product metaxin 2 (gene Mtx2). The transcript has 11 exons. Gene Ontology annotation, biological process: mitochondrion organization. Lineage: Eukaryota; Metazoa; Chordata; Mammalia; Rodentia; Spalacidae. The record is from RefSeq and is a predicted model, not a curated record. Gene Ontology annotation, cellular component: SAM complex. Bases 191 to 871 code for a protein of 226 amino acids.
AAGCGGCGCCGGAAGUCCCCGGCCAGUCGUGGCGGUAACCUUGCGGGCCUGGUGGCGGCUGGCGUGGUGGGUUCUGCGAGUCUGAGCCGCUGUCUGGCUAGGCGGGUUAGCUGUUGGGAACCGCGAGGCAAGGCAGGGACUCCGAGGCCCGCACAGCGCAGGCGCCGGGCAGCGGGGCCGCCCAGCCGACAUGUCUCUGGUGGCGGAAGCCUUCGUCUCCCAAAUCGCAGCUACAGAACCUUGGCCUGAAAAUGCAACGUUGUAUCAGCAACUGAAAGGGGAACAAAUUUUACUUUCUGACAAUGCAGCUUCUCUUGCUGUGCAGGCCUUUUUGCAGAUGUGUAAUCUGCCUGUCAAAGUAGUGUGUAGGGCAAAUGCAGAGUAUAUGUCUCCAUCUGGAAAAGUACCUUUUAUUCAUGUGGGAAAUCAGGUAGUAUCAGAACUUGGUCCAAUAGUCCAAUUUGUUAAAGCUAAGGGCCAUUCUCUUAGUGAUGGGUUGGAUGAAGUCCAAAAGGCAGAAAUGAAAGCUUACAUGGAAUUAGUCAACAAUAUGCUGUUGACUGCAGAGUUGUAUCUUCAGUGGUGUGAUGAAGCUACAGUAGGGGAGAUCACUCAUGCUAGGUAUGGAUCUCCUUACCCUUGGCCUCUGAAUCACAUUUUGGCCUAUCAGAAACAGUGGGAAGUCAAACGCAAGAUGAAAGCUAUUGGAUGGGGUAACAAGACUCUGGACCAGGUCUUAGAAGAUGUAGACCAGUGCUGUCAAGCACUUUCUCAAAGACUGGGAACACAACCCUAUUUCUUCAAUAAGCAGGUCUUCCUGUACCCCAGCUGGCCUGGACUUACUAUGAAAGAAACCAAAUGUGUUUUUUGAAGAGAAGAGGGAAAAAGAAAUUAAGGGAGAUCUUGUGACCUACUGAACUUGAUGCCCUGGUGUUUGGCCAUUUGUAUACCAUUCUUACCACACAGCUGACCAAUGAUGAACUUUCUGAGAAGGUGAAAAACUAUAGCAACCUUCUUGCUUUCUGUAGAAGAAUUGAACAACACUAUUUUGAAGAUGGGGGUAAAGGCAGGUUGUCUUAGAGCUGUAUGUCAGUUGGUUAUUUUAAAAAAAUAUUGAAUUAUGUGUUACUUGAAUGUUAGAUAUUAGUAACAAUUUCAAAACCAAAACCACUGUUUUCUGAAACCUCAAAACAAAUUGCAUAAUGUUAUAUACAUGUUCUUUAUACUGUUAUUUGUGUAUUCAUUAAUAUUGAAUUAUUUGAUUUGGUACAUUGUAUUCUAUACCUUGAAAUUUUUGUUUCCGUAU